Molecule: messenger RNA, 2625 nt
Organism: Liolophura sinensis
Lineage: Eukaryota; Metazoa; Mollusca; Polyplacophora; Chitonida; Chitonidae
Product: MICOS complex subunit Mic60-like
Exons: 13
Coding region: 63-2216 (717 amino acids)
Biological process (GO): cristae formation
Cellular component (GO): MICOS complex
Source: RefSeq, a predicted model, not a curated record
CGUUGCACCGGAAACAACUCUGCAGGCGCCGGCAUCAGAGGAUAAACUUUCUUGGGGGAAACAUGCUUCGACUUUCGAGCAACGUUUCCACUAAGAUUCGGGCUGCCAGUCUUCGAAGGGCCCAUAAGCAGCAACGAUGUAAACUGAGCAGUGAGAGCUCAAAAGAUGGCGUCAAACCAGCUACGCCAGCACCUCCUGCUCCUCCCCCUGAUCCCACACCUCCUCCCAGCGGAAAAGGUGGUGGUGUGUUUUUCAAACUUCUGGGACUAACUACUGUGGGGAUAGGAGGUGUUUUAGCUUAUGCUUGGUAUGACGCUGAGUUCAGGAAACAACUGGAAUCAAAUGUACCUUACUCUAAAGAGGCCAUGGAAUAUAUAUUUCAAUAUCUACCUGAGACCAGUUCUACUGAUUCCACCACCACAAGUCAGAGUAAACCACCUGCAAUAGCCCCAGCUGAGGAGGAACCAGUGUGGAAGAAAAGACAAGCAAGGCAAGACUCAGAUAAGACAGAGCCAUCUGCAGAAGAAGAUAAAUCUGCAAAAUCAGCUAAACAGUCUGCAGCUGAUGCUAAAAAGGCAGAACAAACAAAAGUGCAAAUGAGAUUAAAGGAGAAAGAAGCUGAAGAAGCAGCUGAAAAUGCAGCUUUGGAGGUGAUUUUAGAAGGAAUGAUGGAUUUACUAAAUGAGAAAUCCAAACAAGCUAUUGAGGCCCAGAAAAAAGUUAUAGAGGCGACUAAAAGCCACACGCAACUUCUCAAGACAGCAAUGGAUGACAGCUCAGAUAUUCUUAACAAGGAUAACCAGUGGCAAGCUGUAGCCAAUGCUUUUGGCAAACGAGAAGAUGCUGUGAGAGCCUCCAAGCAACUGGUCAAUGAUGUCAAAGAUAUCCAGGAGAAAAUGAAGAAAGCAAUAGAGGAUGGAAAACUGAGUAAAAUUACGAAGAAGAACCCUGUGAUUAUAUCAGCCCAGGAAAGCCUUAACAAAUUCUCCUCCAGCAUAAAUUCUAUAGCUUCUGAGGUUUCUAAGGCCGAGUCAGAUGCUAAAGUGAUGUUACAAUAUAAAGAUUUAAUAGAUCAGGGUAGAAAGCAGUUCAAGCAAGAGCUGGAGAGCAUCAUGCCAGAGGUGAAGUUGGGGGACAAGAAAGGUAAAAAGCUGACAGAAGCUGAACUAAACUCGCUGAUAGCGCACGCUCAUCGGCGUAUUGACCAGUUACAGAAACAACUCGCUGAACAAAUUGCUAUGGAGACUCAGCGUACCCGGAAAACCAUUGAGCAGCAGAAGGCAGAGGGUGAGAAGCUGGCCUUGGACCUUGUAAAGAAAGAAGCGGAGAGGCUGCAGAAUGAGUUCUCCCUGGAGAAACAGAAAUGGGAUAUUGAAGGAAGGGUGCAAUUUGAGGAGGAGCUGCGGCAGCAGCUGAAGCGCCAGGCAGCUGCACACAGUGACCACCUGAAGGAUGUUCUAGGAGUACAGAGGGAGGAGCUAGAACAUCACUUUGACCGUGAGCUGCAUGCCAGGCUGAUCGAGGAGAGACAGUCCUUUCAAACAGAGAUGGCUGGGUGGAUAGCCCGACUCAAGGGGAUUGAGGCUGCUGUUGAAGGUCGCGCUGAGCAAGAAAAGCUUGCCCGCACGGCCCAGGAGCUGUGGCUGGCCUGUGUUGCCCUGGCAGGGGCGAUAAGACUGGGUAAGGAGGGUGCUCAGAGUUGGGAGGCACAGAUCAAACCCCUGGACAAGGAGAUAUUUGCGGUGGUGGAGGCCGGUGCUAAUCACCCGCUGGUCAACGCUGUGAUAGAAUCCAUCCCGGAGGAGGCUUAUAAGAGAGGGGUCUGGACGGAGGACGGGCUGAGAGCCCGCUUCAGAAAAGUCAGGCGCGUGUGUAAGCGAGUGUCGAUGAUCGACGAGAGCGGAGGAACAUUAUUCAAAUAUUUCAUCUCUUACAUUCAGUCCUUUUUUAUUUUCGACUCUGUCUACGCCAAAAGUGAAAGUGAUGAAGUUGACCUGGAUAAAUUGGACACCUUUGCUAUUCUCGCCCAUGCCCAGUACUGGGUGGAUAAAGGGGACCUGGAGCUCGCUUUACGUUUCAUGAAUCAACUCCAAGGGGAGCCGCGUCGCGUGGCCGCCGAUUGGAUAAGGGAGACAACCCUGAUGUUGGAGACCAGACAAGCAGCACAAACCCUGACAGCAUUUGCAUCAGCCAGCGGACUGGGAACGAUAUUUUAACAGUGUGAAUUAUUAGCUGUAGUCAUUAUGAUGGUAUGAUGCGAAAGUGAUCCCUUGUACAAGUCAUAUAAACCAUUGAGUGUGCUUUUUGAAAGUGCUAUGUCUACCUGCUUCCCAAUCAAGCGGAUGAUUGGGAACUUUGGACUGGUGACAUGAUGGUCUGGACUCCCCUUCCACAGUGCUACAUACGAGCUAGUCUGAUGACCGUGAGCUUGCUGUGACCAAUCUGCGACAGAAGGUGUCAUCCAUGACCUGUGUUAGUAUACAUAUAUGUUCCCCAGGUUAACUAGAAAAUCAUAAUAAUUAAUUACACCAGAAAUGUGUGAUAAGUUUAAAAAAAACUGUUUGAUGUGAGAGUCACUUUCCUAUCUCCUAAUUAAAUGAAGACUUUAUGUAGAAUUUUACUGCU